AUGAAACGUCAUAAUGCUGACGGUGUAGUUAACAAAAAGGAAUGUCAAGUUCUGAGAAAUGGUGCCUGGGAGAUUGUACACUGGGAGAAGGUGGCUGUUGGUGAAGUAGUCAGAGCUGCAAAUGGGGAUCACCUCCCGGCUGACCUCGUCAUACUGUCGUCCAGUGAACCGCAGGGAAUGUGCUACAUUGAAACCUCAAACUUGGAUGGAGAGACCAACCUUAAGAUCAGACAGGGGCUCCAGGUGACCUCCGAGAUAAUGGAUAUCGAUAGCCUCAUGCGUCUGUCGGGGCGUAUGGAGUGUGAAAGUCCAAACCGCCAUUUGUACGAGUUUGUCGGCAACAUCAGGCUGGACGGCCACAGCACGGUGCCUCUGGGGCCGGACCAGAUUUUACUGAGGGGAGCCCAGCUGAGGAACACGCAGUGGGUCCAUGGAGUCGUUGUGUACACAGGACAUGACACAAAGCUAAUGCAGAAUUCCACUCGGCCACCGCUGAAACUGUCCAACGUUGAGCGGAUUACUAACUUUCAGAUCCUGGUGCUGUUUGGCUGCCUGCUGGCAAUAUCUCUGGUCUGCUCCAUUGGCCAGACCAUCUGGAAGUACCAGUAUGGCAAUGAUGCCUGGUACAUGGAUCUCAACUACGGCGGCGCAGCUAACUUUGGCCUCAACUUUCUCACCUUCAUCAUCUUGUUCAACAACCUGAUUCCCAUCAGCCUCCUGGUGACUCUGGAGGUCAUCAAGUUCAUCCAAGCCUUCUUCAUCAACUGGGACACAGAUAUGCUGUACGAGCCGACAAACACACCUGCUAUGGCUCGAACUUCAAACUUAAACGAAGAAUUAGGCCAGGUGAAAUAUAUCUUCUCUGACAAAACGGGGACAUUGACCUGCAAUGUCAUGCAGUUCAAGAAGUGUACCGUUGCUGGAGUGGCAUAUGGGCACAGCACUCACUCUUCCGAAGAGGCAGGAUUUAACGACCCGAGCUUACUGGAAAACCUCCAAAGUCAUCACCCCACAGCUGCUGUCAUCCUGGACUUCAUGACAAUGAUGGCCAUCUGUCACACCGCGGUCCCAGAGCGCACAGAGGAGGGUAUUGCCUACCAAGCUGCGUCUCCAGACGAAGGAGCUCUGGUUCGAGCCGCACGCAACUUGGGAUUUGCGUUUUCUGGUAGAACUCCAGACAGUGUUUUUGUGGAAAUUCUCGGAAAAGAAGACAAGUACGAACUUCUUCAUGUGUUGGAGUUCACAAGCACCAGAAAGAGGAUGUCCGUCAUCAUGCGCACCCCAUCUGGGAAGAUCCGGCUCUACUGCAAAGGCGCUGACACUGUGAUAUACGACCGUCUCUCGGACAGUUCUCGGUAUAAAGAGAUCACAUUGAAGCAUCUGGAACAGUUUGCCACAGAAGGGCUGCGUACGCUGUGCUUCGCUGUGGCAGAGAUCAGCGAGUCGUCGUACAAACACUGGCAGGAGAUCCACCAUCGAGCCUCCACGUCACUGCAGAACCGAGCCCUGAAGAUGGAGGAGAGCUACGAACUCAUUGAAAAGAACCUUCAGCUCUUGGGCGCCACAGCCAUCGAAGACAAACUCCAAGACAAAGUUCCCGAAACCAUCGAAACCCUAAUAAAAGCCGACAUCAAGAUCUGGAUUCUGACUGGAGACAAACAAGAAACGGCUAUCAAUAUUGGACAUUCCUGCAAGCUCUUGACCAAGAACAUGGGGUUGCUUGCGGUCAACGAAGACACUCUAGAUGCAACACGCGAGACCCUGACCCAUCACUGUGGAAUGCUGGGAGAUGCCUUGUACAAGGAAAACGACUUUGCCCUCAUUAUUGAUGGGAAGACUUUAAAGUACGCGCUCACCUUCGGAGUGCGACAAUAUUUUCUUGACCUCGCCUUGUCGUGUAAAGCGGUCAUAUGCUGCAGAGUUUCUCCGCUGCAAAAGUCGGAGGUGGUGGAGAUGGUGAAGAAACACGUCAAGGUGAUCACUCUGGCCAUCGGUGACGGAGCCAACGAUGUGGGAAUGAUCCAGACCGCUCAUGUGGGGGUGGGGAUCUCAGGGAACGAGGGUCUGCAGGCCUGCAACUCCUCCGACUACUCUAUUGCGCAGUUCAAAUACUUGAAGAAUUUGCUGCUUGUGCAUGGCGCCUGGAACUACAACCGCGUGGCCAAGUGCAUCCUGUACUGCUUCUACAAGAACAUCGUGCUUUACAUCAUUGAGAUCUGGUUUGCAUUUGUCAAUGGCUUCUCCGGUCAGAUCCUGUUUGAACGCUGGUGCAUCGGCCUGUACAAUGUGCUCUUUACCGCAUUGCCGCCUCUGACUUUGGGGAUAUUCGAGCGCUCGUGCCGAAAAGAGAACAUGUUAAAGUACCCUGAACUCUACAAGUCCUCACAGAACGCCAUGGGUUUCAAUACAAAGGUCUUCUGGGCCCAUUGUCUGAACGGCCUCUUCCACUCAGUCAUCCUCUUCUGGUUCCCCCUGAAAGCGUUCCAGCAUGACACGGUUUUUGGCAGUGGACAGACUCCAGACUAUCUGCUCUUGGGGAACAUGGUUUACACAUUUGUGGUAAUCACAGUUUGUCUAAAAGCUGGUCUAGAAACAUCUUCGUGGACCACGUUCAGUCACAUUGCCAUCUGGGGAAGCAUUGCAUUGUGGGUGGUGUUUUUCCUGAUUUACUCCUCCCUCUGGCCGCUCAUCACGUUGGCUCCCGACAUGUCCGGAGAGGCCACUAAGAUGUUCAGCUCCGGCGUCUUCUGGAUGGGCCUGGUCUUCAUCCCCGUCACCUCUCUGGUCUUUGACGUGGCCUACAAAGUGGUGAAAAAGGUUUGCUUCAAGACACUGGUGGAUGAGGUUCAGGAGCUGGAAGCCUUAUCCAAAGACCCCGGAGCAGUCGUUCAUGGCAAAAGUCUGACAGAGCGAGCCCAGCUUCUGAAGAACGUCUUCAAGAAGAGCACCGUCAGUUUGUACCGCUCCGAGUCCUUGCAGCAAAACCUGCUCCACGGCUACGCCUUUUCCCAAGAUGAAAACGGCGUGGUGUCUCAGUCUGAGGUGAUCCGGGCCUAUGACACCACCAAGCAGAGGAGCAACGCCUGGUGA
This is a messenger RNA of Knipowitschia caucasica, 3090 nucleotides long. The record is from the annotation of a GenBank genome assembly. NCBI's taxonomy places the organism in Eukaryota, Metazoa, Chordata, Actinopteri, Gobiiformes, Gobiidae.